This is a messenger RNA of Trichechus manatus latirostris (Florida manatee), 2301 nucleotides long. RefSeq names its product carboxylesterase 4A (gene CES4A). NCBI's taxonomy places the organism in Eukaryota, Metazoa, Chordata, Mammalia, Sirenia, Trichechidae. The record is from RefSeq and is a predicted model, not a curated record.
AUGGCAUCACAAGGGGGAGGAGAGAGACUCAAGAUCAACAUCAGCAAAAAGCUGAUGAUUCCUGUGAGCACCAUCAGCAAGAUCUCCAACAGGGGCUGGGAACCUCCCCCUAAGCAGACCCAAGAGGAAAGGCACAAGGAGUCCUGGGGGCAGAUCACUUCUGUGUACUUCAACACGCAGAAACAAUAAAAGUGGCUGCGCUUGAGUGAAGAUUACCUGAACGUGUACGCGCCCCUUCGGGCGCGCGGGGACGCUCCGCUGCCAAUGAUGGUCUGGUUCCCGGGAGGCGCCUGCUUUGUGGGCUCCGCAUCCAUGUACAACGGCUCGUGGCUGGUGGCCCAUAAGCAAGUGGUGUUUGUGAUGCCGCAAUACACUCUUGGCGUCCUUGGCUUCUUGAGCACGGGCGAUAAUCAGGCCCGUGGGAACUGGGCGCUGCUGGACCAGCUGGCGGCUCUGUUCUGGGUGCAGGAGAAGAAUAUCGAGGUCUUUGGCGGAGACUGGGAUUGCAUGACUCUGUUCGGCCAGUCCGCUGGAAGCAUGUGCAUCUCAGGAUUGAUGGUAUCACCCCUAGCUCAGGGUCUCUUCUAUCAGGCCAUUUCCCAGAAUAACAUCAUGGUAUUUAGAGUCUUCAUCACUCCUGGCCCACUGAGGGUGGCCAAGGUGGAAAAGGUUGCCCACCUGGCAGGCUACAGCCACAACAGCACACAGAUCCUGGUGAACUGCCUGAGGGCCCAAUAAGGGGCAGAGCAGAUGCAUGUGUCCAGGAAGAUGGGAUUCUUACACCUGAACUUCCAGCAGGACCCUCGAGAGGCUGUGAGGUUCCUGAGCCCAGUGGUGGAUGGUAUGGUAUUCCCAAACAACCCUGCGGUGCUCCUAGCCUGGGGGCAGAUUGUACCUGUGCCCUACCUUCUGGGUAUCAACAGCCUGGAGUUCAAUUGACUCUUGCCCUAUAUCAUGAAGAUCCCACUAAGCCAGUGCGUAAGGAGAAAAGACACCAUCACCAGACUGCUCUGGAGUACCAGCACCCUGUUGAACAUUACCAAGGGGCAGACACCACUGGUAGUGGAGGAGUACAUGAGUGGUAUGGAUAACUGGAACUGGAAGACACUGAACCAUAUAAUGAACGUAGCUGGGGACACAACCUUUGUGUAUCCCACGCUGCUGGCCACCCACUACCACCGUGAUGCUGGCCUCCCUGUCUACCUGUACGAGUUUGAGUACCACAGUGCUGGUGGCAUAAUUAUCAAACCCCACACUGAUGGGGCAGACCAUGGAGAUGAGAUCCACUUCCUCUUUGGGAGCUCCUUCUCCAAAGGCCGUUCCACAGAUGAGGAGAUGGCAGGCAGCCUCCAGAUGAUGAGAUACUGAGCCAAUGUUGCCUACACUGGAUGAGUCUGAAACCCCAAUUGUGGGAACCUGUCCUACUGGCCAUCCUGUGAGAAGGAUGAGAAGUACCUGCAGCUGGUUGUCACCAUGAGUGUAGGUGUAAAGCUUAAAGAGAAGAUGGACUUUUGGAUGAGGCUGCACCAGCAUUAAGGAGCCAAGGAGCAAAGGCAAUUCUGAGGGUGGCUAUGCAAGAGGACGCCCAAGGGUUUGUCCUACCACCCAGGCUUUGGGGAGCCAUGGACACAUCUGUGGACAAGGGUCCUACUCACCCUUGAUCUAGAACCUGCAGGGGUGCCCUACUCCAGGCCAGAGCCAGAGCCUUAGCCUUUUGUUUGGCUGCACCUUCCUUUCCAGCUUGACCUCCCAUGAUGCUCACCUACCUCACUGUCUCCGUCAGGUUGGACCAGGCCCUUUCCCUGUCACACUGUGCCCAGCACCCCAGCUUCAGGACAACCCCUUCCCUCCCUUCUCCAAAUCCUGUCCUUCAAGGUCUCCUUGCUGCCACUUCAUAUGGGAAGUCCCACCCAGACUGCCACUGCCCCUAUUAUUGCACUCAGUUUGUCAUUUACCAUCCAUCCUGCUCAGUCUCAUGCCUGCUGAUAUUGGCCUUGAGGCCUUGGGUAGAUUAUCUGUGACAUGGAGUAGAGCUUUGAUAGCUUGGCAUCUUCUCCUCCCCUAUCAUCUCCCCCAGGACUUAAAGCCUAGACACAGACUGGUCCUCAGUAAAGAUGUGGUGACUUUCUCCAUCUGUAAAAUGGUUAGGAGAAGUGGAUGGUAUCUUGAGUUAAGCCCUUGGAGGGAGGGAGUGGUGCUGCCUGCUUCUUUCUGGGCUGAGCCUGUUAAGCUAAGUCAAGAAGAGCUGCAGCAAAGCUACCUAGGCUGCCAAACACUUGGCUUUAUUCUUUUUUUUUUUUU